Piliocolobus tephrosceles (Ugandan red Colobus) is the source of this 1602-nucleotide messenger RNA. It is a transcript of the gene RABEPK, whose product is annotated as Rab9 effector protein with kelch motifs. NCBI's taxonomy places the organism in Eukaryota, Metazoa, Chordata, Mammalia, Primates, Cercopithecidae. The coding region runs from base 403 to 1575 and encodes 390 amino acids. Gene Ontology annotation, molecular function: protein binding. The record is from RefSeq and is a predicted model, not a curated record. The transcript is spliced from 7 exons.
UUGGCUUGUGGCAAGAGCCCUGGGGCUGUUGGUUCCCAUGUGGUGGCACAUAAAGCUCUCGCCACUGUUUAUUGAGUCCUUCACUGCCCUGUUUUGACGUCUUGUCUUAGUCUUCAUAAUGAUCUUUUGCAGUAAGAACUAUUGCUGUCCUCAUUUCACAAAUGAGUAAACUAAAGUUCAGAAAGGUUAAGUGACUUCCAAAAGGUCACACAUCUAGGAAGUACCUGAGCUGGAAUUUGAACCAGAUCUGUCUGAAUUCACACACCAUGUUCACAGCCACCAUCCUGUGCCAAGACACAUCACUGAACAUUUCUGGAGAUCAGUUUCCCUGUCUACCAAAUGGGGAAAAAUAUAGCCCAGUGCAUUCCUACCAGAUUACUGUGAGAUGAAGACAGUGACAAAAUGGAAAAGUCAAAGACUAUGUGCAAAGGGGAGGUACUAUUAUUAAUCAGAGAAGUGCUGCUUUGUUGGGUACAAUUUGAAGUGUCUGCACAAGACCCUUCAUUCUGGUACACCUUGACUCUCCCCGGAGACAGCCCCUGUGCUCGAGUUGGCCACAGCUGUUCAUAUUUACCCCCAGUUGGUAAUGCCAAGACAGGGAAGGUCUUCAUUGUUGGCGGAGCAGAUCCAAACAGAAGCUUCUCAGACGUGCACGCCAUGGAUCUGGGAAAACACCAGUGGGACUUAGUUACCUGCAAGGGCCUCUUGCCCCGCUAUGAACAUGCUAGCUUCAUUCCUUCCUGCACAUCUGACCAUAUCUGGGUAUUUGGAGGUGCCAACCAAUCAGGAAAUCGAAAUUGUCUACAAGUCCUGAAUCCUGAAACCAGGAUGUGGACCACGCCAGAAGUGACCAGCCCCCCACCAUCCCCAAGAACUUUCCACACAUCAUCGGCAGCCAUUGGAAACCAGCUAUAUGUCUUUGGGGGCGGAGAGAGAGGUGCCCAGCCUGUGCAGGACACGAAGCUGCACGUGUUUGACGCAAAGACUCUGACCUGGUCACAGCCAGAGACACUUGGAAAUCCUCCAUCUCCCCGGCAUGGUCAUGUGAUAGUGGCAGCAGGGACAAAGCUCUUCAUCCAUGGAGGCUUGGCAGGCGACAAGUUCUAUGAUGAUCUCCACUGCAUUGAUAUAAGUAACAUGAAAUGGCAGAAGCUAAGUCCCACUGGGGCAGCUCCAGCAGGCUGUGCUGCCCACUCAGCUGUGGCUGUGGGAAAUCACCUGUACAUCUUUGGUGGAAUGACUCCUGCAGGAGCACUGGAUACAAUGUACCAGUAUCACACAGAAAAGCAGCAUUGGACCUUGCUUAAAUUUGAUUCUUUUCUACCCCCUGGACGAUUGGACCAUUCCAUGUGUAUCAUUCCAUGGCCAGUGACGUGUGCUUCUGAGAAAGAAGAUUCCAACUCUCUCACUCUGAACCAUGAAGCUGAGAAAGGGGAUUCAGCUGACAAAGUAAUGAGCCACAGUGGAGACUCACAUGAGGAAAGCCAGACUGAUACACUGCUCUGUUUGGUGUUUGGUGGGAUGAAUACAGAAGGGGAAAUCUAUGAUGAUUGUAUUGUGACUAUAGUUGACUAAUAAAACCCACAUUUUUAUUACCUGUCA